Messenger RNA from Cajanus cajan (pigeon pea), 1439 nucleotides. Its product is annotated as protein ENHANCED DISEASE RESISTANCE 2-like. The record is from RefSeq and is a predicted model, not a curated record. Lineage: Eukaryota; Viridiplantae; Streptophyta; Magnoliopsida; Fabales; Fabaceae.
CGAAACAGCAGUAGUCGACUAGUCGCGUUGUGUUCACUGAACCAAACACAACACAACACAACACAACAACCCAACCAUUCCCAAAUCCCAAUCCAAAUGACGUGAACUCCAAAACAUGUCCUCCGUGCACUGGACCUCCCACGCGCUCAACGGCGGAGCGCUCCGCCGCGUCGACCUCGACUCCGGCACCAACGGCUGGGCCUCCCCUCCCGGCGACCUCUUCCUCCUCCGCUCCACUAAUUACUUCACCAAACGCCAAAAAACCCCCGCCGGCGACUACCUCCUCUCCCCCGCCGGCAUGGACUGGCUCAAGUCCCCGUCAAAGCUGGAGAACGUCCUCGGGCGGGCCGACAACCGCGUGGGACAGGCCCUUCGACAGGCCCAGGCCCAAGGGAAGUCCCUGAAAAGCUUCCUCUUCGCGGUCAACCUCCAAAUCCCGGGGAAGGAGUACCACAGCGCGGUGUUCUACUUCUACACGGAGGAGCCGGUCCAGUCCGGUUCACUCCUGGGGCGGUUCAUCGAGGGCGACGAGGCGUUUCGCAACCAGCGGUUCAAGCUGGUGAACCGGAUCGUGAAGGGGCCGUGGAUCGUGAAAAAGGCGGUGGGGAACUACAGCGCGUGCUUGCUGGGGAGGGCGCUGACGUGUAACUACCACAGGGGACCUAACUACUUGGAGAUUGACGUCGACAUUGGGAGCAGCGCCAUCGCCAACGCCAUCCUGCGACUCGCCUUGGGCUACGUCACCACCGUCACCAUCGAUAUGGGCUUCGUCGUCGAGGCCCAAACCGAGGACGACUUGCCCGAGAGGCUCAUCGGGGCGGUUAGGGUUUCCCAGAUGGACAUGUCCGCCGCCACACUCGUCGAUGCCCCCAACGCGCCGCGCGGUAACAAGGUCAACCACCUUAGCGCUAACGACGAAUAAUAUAUAAUUUUUUUUAUUUUAUUUUUGUGUUUAGAUAAUUUCAUUUCGCCAGCUGCCUGUAAUUUUAGGCUCUUUUUUCGGGACUAAUAAACAUUUUUCCUCAAAGCUUGCAUUUUUAGCUCUUUGUUCCUUGCAACACUUGAAAUGAAAACCGCAACGCAUGCUGGCUUGGUAUUAUUGUGAUGCAUGAUUCUUCCAAUUCAUUGUUAUAAAAUAUGUUAAUUAUGAGAAUCGAACAGCCAAGAAGAUAGUACUUGUGUUUUAUUGGAUGAUAAGAUUGAGAGAUGGUGGGAUAGUGGGACAGCCAUGAUUAUUGCUAUUUUAUUCUUCCUCAGCUGUCAUGCUGUUCAGAAAUCAGAAUAUAGCUCUAAAGCUCUACCAAAAAUGCAUAAUGUACCUUUAAAAGAGCUUUUCUUUUAAUCUGAAUUUGUUCUCCUAUUUGAAUCUUCACCGGAGUCUACAACAUUCGGUGAGUGUAAACUGUGUUGCUUUUGAGUUGGAGGUUCAAAUUCAUUUA